Molecule: messenger RNA, 3777 nt
Organism: Octopus bimaculoides (California two-spot octopus)
Lineage: Eukaryota; Metazoa; Mollusca; Cephalopoda; Octopoda; Octopodidae
Product: chitin synthase chs-1
Biological process (GO): chitin biosynthetic process
Cellular component (GO): cell septum; cell periphery
Molecular function (GO): chitin synthase activity
Source: RefSeq, a predicted model, not a curated record
CGCAUAUUGGACCAUGAUAACAUCGAUUCAAAUACUAAAUCUCUGAAGAAUCUCCUCUGUGCUGCAUUCGGACUAAUUUCUGUAGCAUUAGUUGUGGCCACAUCAUUUGCGACUGGUUUUAGUCAAAUCUUAACUAUUUCAGAAUCUCUCAUUCUGUCCGCAUCCUUAUUGGCUUUAUCUUUCACGUGGUGCCCUGGAAUAGCAACGUUUAUAAUACGAUCUGGAGAUGGCCUGGUUGAUGGUCGUAAAAAUGCCAGUAUAAUUUAUACUAUUUUGAAAUUGGUAGUACUUUUUGUUUUAGCCGUUGUUAUAACUUACUUAAACCGGCAAGACAGCUUCGAAGAAUCAUUUUACAGCUUAAUGCAAGGUUUCGAUAAUAUAAACUCAACAAAAACCUUCAGAGAUGGACUCUUGAUUCACCUCUUUGCCGGUUUAUUAUCGCAUGCAUCCACUUACGUAUCAGCACGAAUAUGCCUUACACGUAGUGGUAUUUACCUACCAACAAUAUUUGUUACUCCGCUCACAGUCUUGAUCAUAAUUUUCGACAAUUUCUAUGGUUUUUUUCAUGUCGUAAAGUUGUCUGCCCUGUCAGGAUUUACUCUCGCUUCGUGGUUUUGUUUAGGAAUUGCAGUUUUACUUUGGUUGUUACCAUUUGUAAUGCUGGGCAUGAACCAUACNCCUGUACCAAAUUCCAUACUGAAAUCUUCGGAAUCGAACUUCUUAAGUUUUACUUACAACAAUAUCUUCUUCGAACAUCAUUUGCAUUUGAAUUACAAACCGGAAGGAAUUCAUACCAGACAUGAUAAGACGAGUGAAAUGUUGACCGGGGUACCCAAAGUGAGCAAAAUUUUCAUAUGUACAACCAUGUAUAGAGAAGCAGAAUUCGAAAUGGAGCGUCUCCUGAAAAGUUUAGAAGGAUUAUCCUUGUCGAAAAAAUUGUCUCAUGUCUAUAUAGAGUCCCACGUAAUUCUUGAUGAUGGUUGUAAGGGAAACGAACUUGGAGAGUUUGCUCUGCAGUUUCUGUCGUUACUUGAAAACAAACUAAAUAUUCCUCGUACAGAAGUGUAUGCAAAUCGAAUGCCUUACGGAUUGCAGCUGCAAUGGAUCUUAAAUGAUGGCAUUCCAUUGUUUCUGCACCUGAAAGACACUCAAAUAGUGAAACCGAAAAAGCGAUGGAGUCAGGUGUUAUAUUUGAACUACGUAAUGAGUUGCCGGGUGAAAAAAGCUUACAAUUGGAUAGAAAAAAGACUGAAACGCUGCGAAAUGGAAUCGACGCCAUUCAACGCCCGGUAUUCUGUCGAUGAAAGGAAAUUCUAUGGUGUAGAUUCAUCGAACAUCCAAACGAAAAGUCCUACAAUAAGAUGUCACCUCACAAGUUCGAUGCUGAGUCAAUAUAGCGAUUGUUCGGUAUUUUUCAGCAAAGAUGAGACAAAUCUGAGUAAAAGCCUAUAUUCAAACUCUAGCGUAUAUCUCCAGCUAAAUGGCUUGGGUGUCCCCAAGAUGAACGGUAGAUUAUCAGCGAGCCACCAUUCGGCGAUGAACCCUACAUACAUGCAUGAGCUUGAAGAUUCUGGCACUUCAUGGACCCUGCAAACAAUACAUAAUAUGGGUCCCAAUGACGUCAGUGUUCAUUUUAACCCGGAAGUAGAAAGGAUACCUAUUAAUACCAUCAGUGGAAAUUUAAUAAAGGAUACCGAAGUGAACAUGAAGUCGACGUUCCUUCCGAAUCCCGAAGAAUUCGACAACCGGACCUAUAUCCUAGCAACGGAUUCCGACAUGAAGUUCAAUGAUGAGGCUGUGUUUGAUUUACUGAACACUUGUAAUGGCGAUCUUCGCCUCGGUGGUGCUUGUGGCCGGACACAUCCCAUCGGCGAGAGGAAUCACCCACUUGUAUGGUUCCAAAUGUUUGAAUAUAUCAAAGAUUUCUGGAUGACAAAAAGUGCUCAGAAUAUUAUUGGGUCGGUGAUGUGUUGCCCAGGAUGUUUCAGUCUGUAUAGAAUCACUGCGCUCUAUCAUUUAUUGGAUGAAUAUUCAGAACCAAGUACGGAAUCGAUGGAUGUAUUUGUCAAAGACACAGGCGAGGAUCGAUGGUUGUGGAAUUCCACCAUAAUAAUAAUUAUUGCUGGAUUAGACAUGGUGUUCGGACUGUCUUUUAUGGUGCCUUCAAUCUUAGUUUGUGUUGUAGUUUUAGCGUACAUGUCCGUCUGUAUAUUUACUGAUUCAAAAUUCCAAACCAAUGUCACCAUUUUCUUAAUAUUCAUAUUUGGCACUGCUAUUUCAUGUGUCUUCGUAGGUGGUGCUGUCUAUAUUAUCAAAGACUUUCUCAGAGAUACAGAAUCGAAAAACCUGCAAUUUGAAGAACAUUACUUGUUAUUGUUACUCGUGUCCAGUAUUUUCUUUGCCGCCAUUUUACAUCCACGCGAUAGUUUGAUGGUAUUUCUCGGUCUGUUCUACGUGUUCAUAAUUCCAACCAUGCACAUUCUGCUUCCGGUUUACUCCAUCAGCAACAUUGUAGAUCAAAGCUGGGGGACAAGGGAUGGCAACAAAGCCUCCAUUCCGAAACUGGUUUGUCUCCCAAAAAUCCAUAAAUGUCGAAGAAAGAAAAAGAAGAAAAAGCAGGAUAAAUAUUCCGCAAAUUUGAAUUCUCCCCCUCUUAGUUUAGGCCUCUUCGAUGAGUGUGAAGAUGAAGACGAAUACAAAUUCUGGGAGCAUCUACGAGAUUGCACCGUAGGUACAAAGGUGAGGACGGGUUUGUCAAAGUCGAAAAUGGCUAAAAUACUGCAGAGGUUCCGCCUCAAAUGUGUUUUCGGAUUUUUGAUGUGUAAUUCGAUCUGGAUGAUCAUCCUUGGAUACGUCUUCACAAACAUUGCAACCGAAAAGUCUAAGUUAAAUUUAUUUGGCAUAGUCAAUACGUCUCUAUUCGGGAUUUCGCUCAUCGUUCAGCUGACUGGAUUGACAGUACAUCGAACCCAAGACACUAUCGAACGUUUUAUCCGCAAAUCGAACAGACACUCGAAGCGCCCCGAAUGGAUAAUUACAAAAGACGAUAAACUAGAUGCUGUAAGUAACAGAAGUGAAAAAUAAAUCAAAGAAAACAAAAACAUAGACAGAAAACAAAUAAAAGAAAAAAUAGCAUAAAAUUAUUAAAUAAAUAAAAUAACACUUCUAAAACGAGGUAGCAACGAGGUAGCAACGUCCAUUUCGGUGCAAUCUCCGAACAUUUCGCUCGAUCACAUCAACCUUAUUAUUCGUUCCAGUCAGGUAUUUAUUUUAGAGAUCUUUAUUUGUUGGAAGACCAAAUAAGGUAUUUUAAAACGGUACCAGUUAUUACAAGGGGAACUUAUGACUGCGAAACCAAAUUUGUAAGCACAUUCUCGCAUGCUUCCUUCAAUUUUCAUGCAAACACAUAAAUUAUACAAAUUCUGUUAUUCUUUUAUACGUUUUAGCGAUGCAGUUGCGAUCAUGCUGGAGCACCAUCGUAAAUUUGUACUCUUUCCACAGACCUCUUCUAUGGCGGGUUUCUACUGGGAUGGGUGGGAUUUCAUAUUAACUUUUGCAUGUGUUUUUUUACCUGGUGGCUGGAUCAUUAGGUGCAUGAUGGAGUUUGAUACCACUGCCCUCGUCUAUACUUCCUGCCGGGACCGUUGGCUCGUCUGGUAACAAGGAUAAGAGAAUGUCCAAUUCCUUUUUCGAGUCAUCCACAUCCACAUUGUAUAGGUGUCUUAUAUAGUCUAACGUCUGUCAUGUUUAGAGUAAACGAGAGUUCGAGUGUCACAA